GGCCGGAGCGCGGCGGCGGCGGCGGCGGCGGCGGCCGGGCAGUGAGCGCCCGCGUUCCCCAGCGCCGCGCCUUCAGCCGCUCCCGCGCCCACCGCCGUGGCGAGCUCGCGUUCGGAUCCGCUGGAGCGGGAAGAUGGCGACGGACGGCGCGAGCUGCGAGCCCGACUUCUGCGCCCCGGACGACGCGGCGGGGGCCCCGGCGGAGCCCGCGAAAAAAGAAUUUGAUGUGGACACUCUCAGCAAACCAGAGCUUCGGAUGCUCCUGAGCGUGAUGGAGGGAGAGCUGGAGGCCAGAGACCUGGUCAUCGAGGCCCUGAGGGCACGCCGGAAGGAGGUGUUUAUCCAGGAACGGUAUGGAAGAUUUAAUUUAAACGACCCAUUCUUGGCACUCCAGAGAGACUAUGAAGCAGGUGCCAGUGACAAAGAGAAGAAGCCCGUUUGCACCAACCCACUCUCGAUCCUUGAAGCCGUCAUGGCCCACUGCAGGAAAAUGCAGGAGAGAAUGGCCGCCCAGCUUGCUGCUGCCGAGAGCAGACAAAAGAAGCUGGAGACGGAGAAGCUGCAGUUACAGGCACUGGAGCAGGAGCACAAGAAGCUGGCGGCGCGCCUGGAGGAGGAGCGCACCAAGAACAAGCACGUGGUGCUCAUGCUGGUCAAGGAGUGUAAGCAGCUGUCGGGCAGAGUGCUCGAGGAGGCGCAGAAGCUCGACGAGGUCAUGGGCGAGCUGGAAGAGGAGAAGAAGAAGACCAGCGCGCUGGAGGAGGAGCUCUCGGCCGAGAAGCGCCGGGGCGCGGAGAUGGAGGCGCAGCUGGAGAAGCAGCUCUCCGAGUUCGACACGGAGCGCGAGCAGCUGCGGGCCAAGCUGCACCGGGAAGAGGCGCACACGGCCGACCUCAAGGAGGAGAUCGACAAGCUGAAGAAGAUGAUCGAGCAGCUGAAAAAGGGCCCGGACAGCAAGCCCAGCCUCCCCCUCGCCCGGAAGGCAAAGGACCGGCGGGCCGUCUCCAUCUCGGUGGCCACGGAAGGACCGGCGACCCGCUCUGUCGCUUGCCAGACAGAUCCCGUGACAGAAAGCGCCGACCCGGCGAAGAAGUUGCCCUUGACCGUACCCGUCAAGCCCCCCACGGGAAGCCCCCUCGUCCCUGCGAAUGCAAAAGGCGGGGUGUGCCCCGCGCUGGUCAGGCCGGCUUCCCACGGGGACUCGCCCGGCGCCUCCGUGCCCACGGCCCCGACUCCAGGUGCAAACAGACUAGAGGAAAAUGGGCCCAGCCCCGGCCCCCCGGGCCCGAGCACCGAUCCAGCCCUGCCUGCCGCCGCCGCCGCCGCCGUGCAGCCCCCUAGCCUGGCUCCCCAGGGCUCCCAGCCCGCCGCACCCGCGCACAGUUUACAUUCACCGUGUGCCAAUGCGUCUCUGCACCCGGGGCUGAACCCGCGCGUCCAGGCCGCGAGGUUCCGAUUCCAGGGCAAUGCCAAUGACCCCGACCAAAACGGAAACACCACGCAGAGUCCUCCUUCCAGGGAUGUGUCCCCGACGAGUCGCGACAACCUGGUGGCCAAACAGCUGGCUCGCAAUACCGUGACCCAGGCUCUGUCAAGAUUCACCAGCCCUCAAACGGGAACGCCCCCCAGGCCAGGAGGCCCCCCGACGGGAGACGCGGGCACCCACCUUCCAGUCGGUCGGACCGGUUUAAAGACUCCCAGCGCAGCUCGAGUUGACCGAGGAAACCCGCCUCCCAUCCCUCCCAAAAAGCCAGGGCUCUCCCAAGCCCCUUCUCCCCCACACCCCCAACUCAAGGCUAUCAUGGAUAGCAGGGCCUCCAGUGCGGGGGCCAAAGUCGAUAACAAAACUGUGGCAUCACCUCCUUCCACCCUGCCCCAAGGGAGCAGGGUCGUAACAGAGGAGAAUCUCACUAAGUCAUCUUCCCCUCAGCUGCCACCAAAACCGUCCAUAGAUUUAACUGUGGCACCUGCCGGCUGUGCCGUUUCAGCCCUGGCCACGUCUCAGAAAAUACAAAAGGUAAAAUGUACCAGAGAGGAGCCUUCUUGCUGGUCACCCUCCCUAACCCCUUUGCUAAUGAGUGGUGGUCCUGCCCCCCUGGCUGGCAGGCCCACCCUUCUUCAGCAAGCUGCUGCCCAGGGAAAUGUCACUUUAUUAUCAAUGCUGCUUAAUGAAGAAGGACUGGACAUUAAUUACUCCUGUGAAGAUGGCCAUUCUGCCUUGUAUUCUGCUGCUAAGAAUGGACAUACAGACUGUGUGAGAUUGCUGCUGAAUGCAGAAGCCCAAGUCAGCGCUGCUGAUAAAAACGGCUUUACACCCUUGUGUGCUGCAGCUGCACAGGGACACUUCAAGUGUGUAGAAUUACUAAUUGCAUACGAUGCUAACAUUAAUCAUGCUGCUGAUGGAGGACAGACACCUCUAUACCUGGCCUGUAAAAAUGGAAACAAAGAAUGUAUCAAACUCUUGUUAGAAGCUGGAGCUGACCGGAGUGUAAAAACCAGAGAUGGCUGGACACCAGUUCAUGCAGCUGUGGACACUGGCAAUGUGGACAGUCUCAAGCUUCUUAUGUACCAUCGAGCUGGUGGAAACUCUUCGAAUGUGGAGGAGCCCGAGGCAGGAGUCUUUGACUUGCAAGGAGAAGGCAGCCCUGAAGGGACAUCCAAGCCCAUUGUUCCCGAGGAGCUCAUUAACCACGCUGACAGAGAGGGCUGGACCGCUGCCCACAUCGCUGCUUCUAAAGGGUUCAAGAACUGCCUUGAAAUCUUAUGUAGGCAUGGAGGGCUGGAGCCAGAAAGGAGAGACAAAUGCAAUCGGACUGUGCAUGAUGUGGCCACCGAUGACUGCAAACAUUUGCUGGAGAAUCUGCAUGCUCUGAAAAUACCCCUUAGGAUUUCAGUGGGUGAAAUCCAACCAAGCACCUAUGGUUCAAAUGACUUCGAGUGCGAGAACACAAUAUGUGUUUUAAAUAUCCGCAAACAGACAUCAUGGGAUGAUUUUUCAAAAGCAGUGAGUCAAGCUCUGACAAAUCAUUUCCAGGCAAUCUCUUCUGAUGGAUGGCGGAGCCUGGAAGACAUGACAUUUAAUGAUACUACCGACUCCAGCAUCGGCCUCGGUGCAAGCAGCGUGAGAUCCAUCAUGCUAGGAAAUGUGCCAUGGUCAGCAGGUCAGAGCUUCCCCCUGUCCCCGUGGGACUUGAUGAAGAAGAAUGAAGCAGAGCAGGUCACUGUGCUUUUGUCAGGUCCUCGAGAAGGCUGCCUCUGUAGUGUGACGUACACAUCCAUGAUCCCUCUGCAGAUGCUGCAGGACUACCUCAGGCUGGUUGAACAAUAUCAUAAUGUCAUUUUUCACGGCCCUGAAGGAAGCCUACAAGACUACAUAGCGCAUCAACUUGCCCUCUGCAUGAAGCACAGACAAAUGGCUGCAGGAUUCCCCUGUGAAAUAGUGAGAGUUGAAGUGGAUGCUGGUUUCUCCAAGGAACAGCUGGUAGACCUGUUUAUCAGUAGCGCAUGUUUGAUCCCAGUGAAACAAGCUCCUGUCAACAAGAAAAUUAUCAUUAUCUUAGAGAAUCUGGAAAAAUGUUCAUUGUCAGAGUUAUUGGGGGACUUUUUGGCACCUCUGGAAAAUCGCAGCACUGAAAGCCCAUGUACUUUUCAAAGAGGAAAUGGGACAGCCGAAUGUUACUAUUUUCAUGAGAACUGCUUUCUGAUGGGAACCAUCGCCAAGGCCUGCCUCCAGGGCUCGGACCUGCUGGUGCAGCAGCAUUUCCGCUGGGUUCAGCUGCGGUGGGAUGGAGAGCCCAUGCAGGGGCUGCUGCAGAGGUUCUUAAGGAGGAAAGUGGUGAAUAAGUUCAGAGGUCAGCUGCCGUCACCCUGUGACCCUGUGUGCAAGAUUGUCGACUGGGCUCUGGCUGUCUGGCGCCAGCUCAACUCCUGCCUGGCCCGCUUGGGCACCCCUGAAGCGCUCCUGGGGCCAAAGUAUUUCCUGUCUUGUCCUGUAGUCCCAGGACAUGCCCAAGCAACAGUGAAGUGGAUGUCUCAACUGUGGAAUGCCGUGAUCACUCCCAGAGUGCAAGAAGCAAUAUUAUCAAGAGCCUCUGUGAAAAGACAGCCUGGUCUUGGGCAAAUAGCUGCCAAAAAACACCCCAAUCAAGGACAGCAGGCUGUGGUUAAAGCCGCCCUCAGCAUCCUGCUCAAUAAAGCUGUUCUGCAUGGCUGUCCCCUUCAGAGGGCAGAGCUGGACCAGCAUACAGCCGAUUUCAGGGGAGGAAGUUUCCCUUUAUCCAUGGUCUCCAGUUACAACAACUGUAGCAAGAAGAGAGCAGAGAGUGGUGCGUGGAGAAAGGUGAGCACAAGUCCUCGCAGGAAGUCUGAGCGCUUCUCUUCCCCCAUCUGGAACAAGCCUGCCGUGAGCCAGGAAGGCAUCAAAAAUAAGACCAUCUCACAGCUGAAUUGUAACAGGAAUAUUUCACUGUCAAAACAAAAGUCUAUAGAAAAUGACUUAUCAUUGACAUUGGAUCAAAGACUCUCUCUGUGUUCCGAUGAUGAAAUGGACCUUGUUAAAGAACUUCAGAGUAUGUGCUCCAGCAAAUCAGAAUCUGACAUAAGCAAGAUUGCUGACUCCAGGGAUGAUUUGAGGAGAUUUGAUAGUUCAGGAACUAGCCCUGGAUUUUCAGCAACAGCCAAUAACCCAAGGAUGCCAGUGUCGCCAAAGGAGGUCAGUCCUCUCAGCAGCCAUCAAACCACCACUACCGAGUGCAGCAACAAUAAAUCAAAGACUGAGUUGGGUGUAUCAAGAGUUAAAUCUUUUCUUCCUGUUCCUAGAAGUAAAGUCACCCAGUGUUCCCAGAACACCAAAAGAAGCAGCAGCAGCAGUAAUACAAGGCAAAUAGAAAUCAACAACAACACAAAAGAAGAUAUUUGGAAUUUACGCAAAAACGAAGUAGAAAAACCUAACAAAUAGGCCUGCCUACAAUAUUCUCACUCUUGUGUAUAUUUCUUUCACACAGAAACCAAGGACAACCAGAUGUAUAUACUUUUAAAUGACUAAAAUAUUUUCACUGUAAUAUAAAAGUAUGAGUGCGGGACCACUAUUCAAAUUUUUGUAAAGAAUGUAUUUAUAACCAGCAUUUUGUUGCUUUUUUUCCAAUUCUGUAGGAUUAAACUUCAGUACUGAGAAGUCAUGCCAACUUUUGGAGUAGUUUUAUAAUAGAAAAAUUGUAAUAGUUUUAACCAACUUGUUCAGGGGUAUUAAAACAACUGUGUGUACUGUAUGUCUAUAGCUAUAUAUAUGUACAUAUGUAUAUAUGAUAAAGUACAUGACAAGUUACAUACUAUGUUACAAAAGCUAUAUAACAUUUGAUUAACUAAUAUGUACCAUUUUAAAUGGAAAUCAUAAUUUUAUGUUCACUUGAGAAUAACUAGAAAGAAUGUGGCAAUAAUGAAUCAUUUCCUAAACAGUUACUUUUCAUUAAAAGCCAUAUUUAGUAUUUUGCCUGUUAAAUUCUAGUUUUACAUUUGAAAUCUUUUAAAUCUUUUAAUGGUUAACAUUGCUGAUUGGUUGUAUCAUGUAUAUUUAUGCUUAUGAGUUUGCAUUAUGACUCCUAUAAAAUAUGAAGUAUAUGAUGCAAUAAAAGUGUUAUCUUUCUUACAAAAGUUUUGUACCUAAGUGGAUAUAAAAAUUUAACUACAUAAAUGCUUCAUUAAGUUAAAUCAGUUAACUCUUCAAGUUAAUUCUAGUAGCACAACUGAUAAUAAAACUGAUUCUAUUUUCUAGA
Sorex araneus (European shrew) is the source of this 5771-nucleotide messenger RNA. RefSeq names its product cortactin binding protein 2 (gene CTTNBP2). The coding region runs from base 134 to 4957 and encodes 1607 amino acids. Gene Ontology annotation, biological process: regulation of synapse organization. Gene Ontology annotation, cellular component: glutamatergic synapse. The transcript has 24 exons. The record is from RefSeq and is a predicted model, not a curated record. Gene Ontology annotation, molecular function: protein binding. NCBI's taxonomy places the organism in Eukaryota, Metazoa, Chordata, Mammalia, Eulipotyphla, Soricidae.